Messenger RNA from Umbelopsis ramanniana AG, 1634 nucleotides. RefSeq lists its product as uncharacterized. Gene Ontology annotation, molecular function: diacylglycerol O-acyltransferase activity; long-chain-alcohol O-fatty-acyltransferase activity. Gene Ontology annotation, biological process: triglyceride biosynthetic process. Gene Ontology annotation, cellular component: plasma membrane. The transcript has 2 exons. The coding region runs from base 27 to 1490 and encodes 487 amino acids. NCBI's taxonomy places the organism in Eukaryota, Fungi, Mucoromycota, Umbelopsidomycetes, Umbelopsidales, Umbelopsidaceae. The record is from RefSeq and is a predicted model, not a curated record.
CACUUUGCUUUGCUUUUAUCUCUACAAUGGCCACACCAGUAUCGCCAUCCCCAGAAGUCCACUUGCGAGGAAUGGACAACCUAUUUCUUCACAUUGAGCUUCCCCCUCGCUUGAUGACCGUCUCCACCCUUUGGACGUUUGAUAAGCCGCUCAGCAUUGUACUCGCCCUCCAACAAUUAGAGAGGAUGGCCGAGUUAUUUCCGAGAUUCCGACAAAUCCCAGUUGAGCGAAACUCCAUUUUUCAUACCGCCCGGUGGCAGUUCGUAGAAAACUGGAGUGUCUCCAAUCACAUCGAGAUGGCCACCCUCGAAGAGCCAACGCAUCAAUGUUUACAAGAAUUCGUUUCUCGAAAAAUUUCAAUUCCGUUCGACCCUGAAAAGCCCUUAUGGCUGUUGUAUAUCAUCAAUGGCCUGCCUAAUGGUGGAUCAGCCUGCUUCUGGAAAGCUCAUCACUGCAUGGCUGACGGACAAGGCUAUGUACGUGCUUUGCUCGCUUGUACAUCGGGUAGCAACGAACUCGAUGAAAUGAUAGAGGAGGCAAAGAAGAAGUACAUUGAAGAUUUCCGACGAGUACCUGACUGCAAAGACGUCCCGAUCCUUCGACAUUUGCCACCACACUACCAGAAGAAAACUCAGCCUUGGGUCAUUCAACUCUUCGCUACCCUGACGCUGAUCUUGACCAUGAUGGUGGGAUAUAUUCUUGUUUUGCUUCGAAAUGCUAAACUAGCAGCGUGUAUGCUCGCCCCAACCCACUGGCGAAGAGAUUUCCUUUAUGAAGGUCCUCAUGUAUUUACCAAAACAAUCGCAUGGUCUGAAGAUGUAUCGAUGGCGGAUAUCGCAGUGGUUAGAAAAGCGUUUUCGGGAACUCUGAAUGAUGUCAUGUGCGCCGUUAUCACUCGUUGCGUCAAAUCUUACUUGGACGAAUGCCCGAAAGGUCGUCAAGAUAAAGAACUAUGGAUGCUUAUACCCAAGUCAUUAAGAGCACCAGAUGAUAGAAGAUUCCAAAAUGUUGUUUCUGGCUCCUUUGUCUACUUCCCCAUGGAAGAUAUGUCAACUAAAUCUCUUGUUCGAUCUAUUCGUCAACAAAUGCAAAUCUUCAAAAUCGACUUCAUACCUUAUUUACUUUAUAUCCUGGGUAGCAUCUUUUUGGUCCUUCCCGCCUUAGUACCGAGCUGGAUUAUCAGUUUCCAAGUGACGAAGAUUCAUGGUGUAUUUACUAAUGUUCCCGGUCCACGAAAGGCAAUCAAGUUUGCUGGUCAAGAAAUCAAGGAUUACCGAGUCAUGCCACCACAGAAUUCAAAGGGUAGUAUCGGUAUGGGUUUGGUCAGCUACAACAAUAAGGUUGCUUUGGCUAUCCUCGGUGACGAGUCCGCUGCUUAUCCCGGCGCUGUCAACGAAGUGUGCCGACGAUUCAAACCUACUUUUGAUCAAAUGUUAGCCGAGGCGCAUCAGGCGUUAGAAGCAAAGUCCAAGAAAUUGCACGAAAACUAAAACCAUUAGAUGUCUUAUGGCGAUUCACGCCAUCCAUCAUUUUGCAUCAAUGGAUUCAUAGACUUAUACCAUAUGAGAUUGAACCCCCUCUUCAUCCUACUAAAUUUUCGUACGUUAAUCAUUGAACCAACAAUAAACCCCUGC